Messenger RNA from Ilex paraguariensis (yerba mate), 732 nucleotides. The record is from the annotation of a GenBank genome assembly. Lineage: Eukaryota; Viridiplantae; Streptophyta; Magnoliopsida; Aquifoliales; Aquifoliaceae.
AUGGAAUCGGUGGGAGACGACGAAGCACAUCCGUACACUCGAAACGACGUCAUCGAUGACGACGACCACGACGCAGACCCUCCGGUUCUGAGCUCUUUUGCUCUGGAAGCACUGAAAGAGUUCCUCUCCGAACAAAACCGCACACUCAACGCCGACUACAGCACCGACGGCGCUUCGGAGGAGAAGGAAUCGGUGGCGCUAUUGGCGGAGGAUUGGCGUCUCAGCCAGUUCUGGUACGACCGCCGCACCGCUGAGACCGUUGCCGAAGAAGUUCUCACUCUCUGCCAGACGUUAGAUUCCCCCAAGGUCGCUUGCAUCGCUUGCCCCACACUUUACGCCUAUCUCAAGAAAAUUAAUCCUACCGUAUCUGUGCAACUUCUUGAAUAUGACAAUCGUUUUGAGCAAUAUGGAAGUGAGUUCACCUUCUACGACUAUAACCAACCAGAAGAUCUUCCGUCAUCGAUGAAAAAUGCGUAUCAAAUAGUUGUUGCAGACCCGCCAUACCUGAGCAAGGAGUGCUUGGAGAAAGUUGCUCAAACAAUUUCUUUUCUUGGGCAGCCAGGAGAAUUAUACUUGCUUCUACUCACAGGAGAGGUACAAAAGGACAGGGCUGCAGAGCUCCUGGGGUUGCGUCCAUGUGGUUUUCAGCCUCAGCACUUAAGCAAACUGGGCAAUGAGUUCCGACUGUUUACAAACUAUGACCCCACACUGAGAUUAGGAGGUUGGGAAUAA